AUGCCUGGGCGUUCAGCCAGUGAGGCAGGAGGCGUAGCCCCCUCAGCCGAGCUGGGAGCUCCACUCAGCGCCACAGGGGCGACCUCUGCUAGGUCCUCCAGCGGGCGCGGUCAUCUGUUACACUCAAGCGCAUCUGCCAGCUUCUGCCUCGGCGAAGCCGUUCCUGCCCACGGUCAACACGCUUUGGCAAAUGCCGGAGAGGUGGUUCACGUAGGCCGCGGUGGGGGCCAGUCGCAGCGGAGUUGCCUCCCCACCAUCAUCGACACGCCGGCGACUGGGCCGACUGCCGUUGGUGCGUCUUCUCUUCGCUGUGACUUCACUUCUCCACCAGCGGUUUUGGUGGCAGGCGUACCGAUGAGCAGCCACGUCUCCACACCAGCCCAGUCUACCCACGCUGCUGACACGCGGUCUGUUCAGCUUCUUCAGCACCUGCAGCAGUUGCUUCAGAGCAACGUACCGACGGCGAUGCUGCAGCAGUGGGUGUCCGCCCAGCUUCUCCAAGCCACAUCGACUGCCACCGUUGCGCGACCUCCCGCUGCUGUCGUAGUUGUCUCCUCGUCAUCUGCGAGACCGCCCGCCCUCACCGCCCUGCCACCUUCGGCACUGGGGCAGCCGACAACUCCACGCAUCCCCGGUGGCAGUCGCCCACCGCGACGGCCCGCGCCGGCAGUGUCCUUUUCGGCUUUCACCUACCCACAUCGUCAAACGCAGCAGCAGCAGCAACUCUCAGAACAGCAGGGCAGCCCUCUGGACCACGUCCAUGUUUCUUCCGAACCGUCCUUCACCCCAUCUACCAUCGGAUGCGUGUGCGCCCCAAACAGCGGCAGCGCCCCCAGUGCUCUGACGUCGGCGGUCGACGGAGGCGCAGUUGCGCUCGCGCCAGCGAUGUGCAGCGACACGUCGGUGGUUGUCACGGUGCCGUCGAAGGCUGACAUCGAAGCACCUCUAUCAGGGCCCUCCCUGCCGUUUUUGGCAGGCUCGGCGGUGGUGCCGUCAGUGGAGAGGGGGGGGCCCUGCCCCAGCGUCAAUGAUCCGCUCGCCAGCGGUGCUUGCAAUGACGUCGACCCGGCAGAGGCUCAUCAGCGUUUCUCGGGCAAAGGCCUACGAAAGACUUCGCGACUGCACCGGCAGCACUCCCAGUGUUGCUCGCUUCGAAGCCACAGCAGCAACACCGGCUGCAGUUCUCCCACUACCCCAUCUAGUGGGGUGUGGCCGGCGACGGUGUCCGGAACGGGUGCCAAAAUCGCCCCUCCGACCAUCAUUUCCCACUCAAGGUCUCCUAGCCCUGCAGGUUCCCCGACGCAUUGCCGCAUCGCCUCUGCGCUGCACUCAGCCACCAAAGCAGCGAUUCACGCGACAACGUCCCAGCUGGUGGCAGUGAAGCAGCGGAACAUCUCACUGCUGCUCGGAGAACGUUUCUCGCGUCACCCCCAAAAUCUUGUCCGGCGCGUGGCAACGCCACUUGUGCACGUCGGCAGCGGCUUGUCUGGGACCUCGGCGUUGUCUGGGGCGACUUUCUCGCAGGGCCGCUCAUUCUGUGAGCGCGACUUCACCGCAGACGGCGACAACUCCAGCCUCGCUAACGAGAAUACAGUGCUCGAGCGCGUCGAGGCACCGACCGGCCCGUUGGUCGCGCCACAGACGCGGUUCCCAUCGGUGGCGAGCGCUCCGAUCCAGGUGACGGAGGGGGGGGCUGCCGUGGCAGCGGCGGGGUUUUCGGCUCGUUGCGCUUCUUUGCCAUCGGUGGCCGCAGCCGCUUCUGCCAGUGGCCCGGCGCGCAAAGUACCGGCCAGCCGCUCAUCGCGUGCCAUCACUCCACUCAGUCUGCUGGUGACGGUCAUGGACGUCUCCGAGAGCGGCAGCUCUGGGGUGCCAUCCCUUCGCGGCAAUGGCAGCGUAAGCGACGACCGCAGCCCCGUGUCAAACGCACCGUGCGGCUGCAACGCCGCCGCUGCUGCCGCCCCGUCGCCGUUGCCUGCAUCCGCGGAGUCUGCAUCAAUCCACCGAUGCACCGACAGCAUCCCUUCAGAGCAGCCCGCGAAUGCAGAGGCAGAAGCUCAGCUCAAGCUGUUGCUGCAACGGGGUCGGCCGAGCAGCGCCUUGUCGGCUGUGAUGGCUGCGCACCCGCUGACGGCGGUCACAGAGGCUGCUUCAGGCUAUGUCCCAGAGCCGGUGGCGGCCACGGAAGUGCCGGACGUCAUUUCCCUCGUUGCGGCUGAUACGGAGGGCGCGAGCGUGCCCUGCACCCCUUUCCGAGAGCCGUCAUCGCACACCAACUCGUCCCUGCUCAGCGGCGGCGACUCGCACCAGCUGCCACGUUGGUGGGGCGGCUCUGCCGCCCAUGACGGUGAGCGUUACCACCUCCCUCAUCGCGGUGCCGCCUUGACCCUGCCUGCAGUGAACGCCUCCGCCACUCCACUCGCGUGGGCGCAGCCGCCGAACGUGAAUUCACACGCACUUGGCUUGGAUGCGUCGCUCUCGCAGCUUGCCCCGUUGCCAUCCGCGGUGAUUCAAGUCACACGCCAGGUGUCCGUGACGCCGCGGAGGGCGGCCAGCUUCGUCUCCAACGCCAGCAGCCGCCUCGGUUGCGGUGGUGCGACCGGGGGGCACGGCGCCGCUACGCUCCACAACGUCGCCGGCCAAGAUUCUUUUUCUCUGCAUGACGACGUGCCGAGUUUUAACAGCAGCCACACCGCUGGCAUGUCGUCCAUCGGCGAUGGCGCGAGCAGCAAUCGCCGUCGCCGUUUCUCCGUGCUUCACCUGAGCCGCUCGUCUAUGAACGGCGGUGUAGACCCCAUGGACGGAGUUAUGCCGAGCUUCAUCCUCGAUAACAUCAAUGGGGCGCAGCGCCGCUCAGGCCCGCGCUUCUUGCGCUCCUUCUGCCGUCACACGCCUGUGCGAGCCGCGGAGAGCGUGACGCGCGAGGCGCUGAGGGGGCUUGGGGUGCCGUUCAUUGCAGACAUUGACCAGGCCUCGGUCCCAACAGACGUCUUGAAACUGAUGGACGCACACAGGUUCACGGACAGCUGCGCCUUCUACGUGACGAUGUGCCUCAACGUGUUUCUGCGCUACGGGCUCGUGCAGCGCUUCGGAUGGAACCUGCAGAAGCUGAAGAGGUUCUUCGAGGUGGCCGCGACGUACUUCCGCGGCGGAAACCCUUUCCACAAUCCGGUGCACGCCGUCGACGUUGUCAUGGCGGCUCACCAGUGGCUCAACGAGGGGAGCACCGGCGCCGCACUUUCCGAUGAUGAGGCGAUGACGUUUUUGUUCACCGCCAUGGUGCAGCAGCUCGCUCACACAGGCGCCGACAACCGCUUGCUUGGACAGCUGAAGCACCCGUACGCGAUGCUCUGCAGCUACGCGUCGCCUCAGCAGGGUGCCACUGUCGCACUGGUGAUGGCGCUAUUGAGUCGACCAGAGCUCCAUUUCUUUCCUGUUCCCUUCCUCGCCACAGCUCACACUGCUGACGCCAGUGACAUUGCCGACUCGGCCGUUGUAAAGGAGUGGACCACGAGCCGCGAGUCGCAGAUGUACGAUAUGCUGGCUGACCUUAUCAUGGCCACAGACGAGCGCAACCAUGCCACGCUGAAGCACAACAUCGUGCGCAUAGGGGAGGAGAACGCGCGGCGGCACGGCUGCAUGUGUGCUUGCACCCACACCGCCCACUCCUCCCCCCAAGCCGACACCGCGACGCGGCCGCUGUACCCGUCCCAGCCGGGCAACUUCUGUCUCAACUGCUGCGCCUACAUCACUGACGCGCACGUGCCCGACCUGCUGAAAGCGGUGCUGCACUUUAUCGACUUUGCGUACCUGUUCCGCCCUUACCCGGUUUACCUGUGCGGCAACAUCACCUACACGGCGGAGCUGUACCGGCAAAGCCAGCGGGAGUACCAGCUGCUGCAACGCUUGCAGGAGCAGCAGCUGCCAAGAGCCUUGCCGGAUGAGGCGGAUGGGGAGAGGGUUGGAGAGGAAGUGCCGCGGAGGCGGUCUGCUGCUCAAAUCCCCGGUGCACUCUUCUCCGCGCCGGCGACGGACGCGUACACGCCGGCGGUAGCGUUUGCCACGGCGCUGCUGGCAGAGCAACAACCUUGGCGGCAAGGCGUCGCUCAAGCCUCCACCAUGACUUCGCUGCAGCGCAACGGCGAUGAGGCUGUGAUAGUUGCGGACACUCCCCCGCAGUCGCGCCGUGUGACGGACGUGACGCUGCCGAGCGGGACGACAGCGCGUCGCCACUCCUCUAUGUAUCCGCCACUGCUGGCACUGGACGCGCAGCUGAUGCAGCAGGCGACGAGAGCGUCACAGGAUGAGGAAGCCUCUGCCUCGAAUGCGCUGGACAGUGAGACGCGCGCACAGCCCCUCAAAAGUCUCGGCCGCGAUAUUGUGCUCAUUAGCCUGGAGGACUUGUGCUUGCCCUUCCUCGAGCAGCUAUCCCCGUAUAUGCCGGAGGCGUGGGUGGCGGCGAGUUACCAGAACCAUCAGCGGCUGAUGAAGUCUCUUCCAACCCCGGAGAAGUUUGAUGAGAUCGUCAAUCGGUUGCUCGGCAUGGGCGAGGAAACAGAGGCUGAGAGGCUCGAGGAGGAUAUGAAUAAGGAGGGCGAGUUCGAGGAUGAGGAGACGGAUUGGCUUGCUGCUGAGCGUCCGUUUACGCUACCGUGGCGGCUGCUGCGUCCGAUGCGCCCCAUUGAAGCAGAGUGGACGGUGGACAAGGACGGUCUGGUGCGACGUGUGGUGAAAGAGAUCAUGAGAGGGCCCGAUCAGCUGCUGAAAGAAAGCGAUGCGAGCUGA
Molecule: messenger RNA, 4785 nt
Organism: Leishmania major strain Friedlin
Lineage: Eukaryota; Euglenozoa; Kinetoplastea; Trypanosomatida; Trypanosomatidae
Exons: 1
Coding region: 1-4785 (1594 amino acids)
Biological process (GO): signal transduction
Molecular function (GO): 3',5'-cyclic-nucleotide phosphodiesterase activity
Source: RefSeq, a predicted model, not a curated record